CCUGGUGUUUGCCUGCAGCAAGAUGGCGGCGGUCUCAAUGUCAGUGGCGCUGAGGCAGGCGUUAUGGCGAAGGGUAGUGGCUGUAGCUGCCCUUUCCGUUUCCAGGGUUCCGACCAGGUCAUUGAGCACUUCCACAUGGAGAUUGGCACAGGACCAGACUCAAGACACACAACUCAUAACAGUUGAUGAAAAAUUGGAUGUCACUACUUUAACUGGCGUUCCAGAGGAGCAUAUAAAAACUAGAAAAGUCAGGAUCUUUGUUCCUGCUCGCAAUAACAUGCAGUCUGGAGUAAACAACACAAAGAAAUGGAAGAUGGAGUUUGAUACCAGGGAGCGAUGGGAAAAUCCUUUGAUGGGUUGGGCAUCAACGGCUGAUCCCUUAUCCAACAUGGUUCUAACCUUCCGUACUAAAGAAGAUGCAGUUUCCUUUGCUGAAAAAAAUGGAUGGAGCUAUGACGUUGAAGAGAGGAAGGUUCCAAAACCCAAGUCCAAGUCUUAUGGUGCAAACUUUUCUUGGAACAAAAGAACAAGAGUAUCCACAAAAUAGGUUGGCACUGACUAUAUCUGUGCUUGACUGUGAAUAAAGUCAGCUGUGCAGUAUUUAUAGUCCAUAUACAUCGCUUAAUCUCCUAAUAAAUUUGACCUUUAAACUA
Messenger RNA from Mandrillus leucophaeus (drill), 653 nucleotides. It is a transcript of the gene NDUFS4, whose product is annotated as NADH dehydrogenase (ubiquinone) Fe-S protein 4, 18kDa (NADH-coenzyme Q reductase). Gene Ontology annotation, biological process: electron transport chain. The transcript is spliced from 5 exons. The record is from RefSeq and is a predicted model, not a curated record. Lineage: Eukaryota; Metazoa; Chordata; Mammalia; Primates; Cercopithecidae. Bases 23 to 547 code for a protein of 174 amino acids.